Messenger RNA from Helianthus annuus (common sunflower), 1346 nucleotides. Its product is annotated as very-long-chain 3-oxoacyl-CoA reductase-like protein At1g24470. Bases 98 to 1057 code for a protein of 319 amino acids. Lineage: Eukaryota; Viridiplantae; Streptophyta; Magnoliopsida; Asterales; Asteraceae. Gene Ontology annotation, cellular component: endoplasmic reticulum. The record is from RefSeq and is a predicted model, not a curated record. Gene Ontology annotation, molecular function: ketoreductase activity. The transcript has 3 exons.
CUCGUGAAAUCAAAAUUAUAGGUGCAACAUUUAAAAAAAAGUCCAAAAUGAGAUGUUUGGGAAGUAUAUGUAAUAUAUACAGGGUGGGCACUUGUUGAUGGUGGUAUGCAAUGCAAGUGAAACCAUGCAACCUGCUUCAUGGCUACUUUUAUUCUCUUUACUUGGUUUUCUUUCCCUUUUAAAUCUAUCUUUCACCUUCUGUAGAUGGAUUUUCAUUACUUUCCUCCGCCCACCCAAAAACCUCAACAACUACGGUUCAUGGGCUCUCAUCACCGGAGCCACCGACGGAAUAGGUAAAGCUUUUGCCUUUCAGUUAGCCCAAAAGGGUCUCCACCUAAUCUUGGUUAGCAGAAACCUAGCCAAGCUUAAUGAGGUUUCCGAUGAGAUCUUGUCGGCGUAUCCAUGGACCAAGAUCAAGAUUUUCGCUAUCGAUUUUUCUGGAGACGAAGUGGUGGCUGGAGUUAGGGGGAUGCAGAAAGUGAUUGUUGGUGAAAAUAUUGAUGUGGGUGUUUUGGUAAAUAAUGUAGGGGUGACUUAUCCUGUUGCUAGGUAUUUUCAUGAGGUUGAACAAGAUGUUUGGAUCAAAGUGGUGAAAGUGAAUGUGGAAGGUACAAGUUUGGUAACAAAGGCUGUGAUUGAAGGAAUGGUUGAGAGAAAGAAAGGAGCCAUUGUUAAUAUUGGUUCUGGGGCUGCUAUUGUUGUACCUUCACAUCCUCUAUAUGCAAUCUAUGCUGCUAGCAAAGCGUACAUCGAUCAACUUUCAAGAUCUUUAUACGUAGAAUACAAGUCGUUUGGUAUAGAUAUUCAAUGUCAGGUACCAUUAUAUGUAUCUACAAAAAUGGCAUCACAAGUUGCAAUGGUUCAGAAAUCAUCUUUCUUCAUACCAACAGCCGAAGAGUAUGUAAAAGCCGCGAUACGACAAAUAGGGUAUGAAUCUCGUUGCAUGCCAUACUGGGCUCACUCCAUUCAAUGGUUCUUUGCUUCAAUGGCUCCAGAUUCUCUACUAGAUGCAUGGCGUCUUUCAAUUGGCAUUCAACGUGGGGGAUAUAAGACUUAGAAUCAUACGCAUGGCAUGGACUUUAUUUAAAAAACAAAAAAAAAAAAACUUUUAUUUUGGAUCUUGUGAUAAUGUUUCUUUUAGAAUUACCUACGUUUCGAUGGGUCAUCCACGUACUCAUAUUAACUAUUGAAACAUAUCGUGGCAUGCUAUUGAGGAUAAGUGGUCCACAAGAAUAGUUGUCUAACGCAUAAAUGAACGAAAACUUGUUUUAGAAAUUAUGUUUUGUAAGAGUGAAUGAGCCAUCUCAUGUUAAUUAUUCAAUAAUAUUAUAUCAAGCUUUAGUCAA